GAAAGAGGGGAAGAUGGCGGCGCGCUGGAGCAGUGAGAAUGUAGUGGUGGAGUUUCGGGAUGCUCAGGCCACCGCCAUGUCUGUGGACUGCCUGGGAUCCCACGCCGUCCUGUCAGGGCGCCGCUUCCUCUACAUGGUGAACCUGGAGGCUCCGUCCGAGGCGCCGCGGAAAAUCGGGCGCCACAGUAAGUGGGAUGUGGGGACGGUCCAGUGGAACCCCCACAGAUCAGAAGCCCACGUCUUCGCUGCCUCGAGCAACCAACGUGUGGAUCUGUACUCGUGGAGGGACGGCGUUGGGGAGGCCCACACCUCCCUGCAGGGACACACCCGGGUCAUCAGCGAUCUAGACUGGUCCUGGUUCGAUCCGGAGCUCCUGGUGACCAGCUCUGUGGACACGUACAUCUACAUCUGGGACACCAGGGACACUCGGAAGCCCACGGUGGCGCUCUCUGCUGUGGCCGGAGCGGCUCAGGUGAAGUGGAAUCGGAGGAACCAACACCUGCUGGCGUCCAGCCAUGAUGGAGACGUCAGAAUCUGGGACAAAAGGAAACCCAACACGGCGGUGGAGUACGUCGCCGCUCACCUGUCCAAGAUCCACGGCCUCGACUGGCAUCCGGACAACGAGUUCAUCUUUGCCACGUCCAGCCAGGACAACUCAGUCAGGUUCUGGGAUUACCGACAGCCCAGGAAAUACCUGAACAUCCUGUCCUGCCAGGUUCCGGUGUGGAAGGCCCGCUACACGCCGUUCUCCAACGGCCUGGUAACCGUCAUGGUUCCUCAGCUGAGGAGGGAGAACAGUCUGUUGCUCUGGAGCACACUGGACCUCAACAGCCCAGUCCAUGCCUUCGUUGGCCACGACGACGUGGUUCUGGAGUUCCAGUGGCGUCCACAGAAAGAAGGCUCCAAGGACUUCCAGCUGGUCACCUGGUCCAGAGACCAGACUCUGAGGAUAUGGAGGGUGGACCCUCAGCUGCAGAAGCUGUGUGUCAGCGACAUGGUGGAGGAGCUGAUGGAGGGGAUGACGCUCACCACGGAGUCCGAGAAGUCUCUGGGGUCCCAGGAGCCUGAAGGCCAGCAGAGCACGGGCCCUUCUGCAGACAGCUUUCAGGAUCCGGACGCCGGCCGUCAGGAAUCAGCUACAGGUUCUGGUCUGGCUCAGACUCUGCAGCAGGAGUUCUCUCUGGUCAACCUGCAGAUCAGGAACGUCAACGUGGAGAUGGACGCCAUGAAUCGGAGCUGUGUGGUGUCGGCCCACUUCGGAAGUCAUCAGGUUCACCUGGUUGUUAAGUUUCCGGCUCAGUACCCUAACAACGCAGCACCCUCGUUCCAGUUUGUCUCCCCGACAACCAUCCCCUCUGCCAUGAAGAUCAAGAUCCAGAAGAUCCUGACUGAUACUUCUUUACAAAAAGUAAAGAGGAACCAGAACUGUCUGGAGCCAUGCGUGCGGCAGCUGGUGUCCUGCUUGGAGUCUGACAUGACUCAGGAGGACAGUCCUGCUUCUGGCCCUUUUGUCCUGUCCAAUCCGGUGACUCCGUCCCUGCAGGCAUUUCCACGGGUCACCAACACCUACGGCUCCUAUCAGGAUGCCAACAUCCCGUUUCCUCGGACAUCGGGAGCUCGUUUCUGUGGCACGGGUUGUCUUGUUUACUUCACCCGACCAAUCACCAUGCACCGCUCAGCCCCUCCCACUGAACCCACUCCCAGGUCCCUGUCGGCUCUGUCAGCCUAUCACAGCGGGGUUCUGACCCCGAUGAAGAUGCGUUCAGAGUCUCAGAGCACCCUGCGCCUCUACAGCGGGAGCCCGACCCGCUCCGAUAAAGACACCGUCUCCAUCUCCUCCUUCUACUAUAAAGAGCGGAAGCUUCCUAUGUCUGCCUCCCGUCGCUGGUCUGUUCAAACCCUCCAUGAUUGGCCGAAAUCCCGGCGCUUCAAGACAAAGCGGGAAGGCGUGGACUACGGCAGCCGUCCCAUCAAGCUGGCGGGGAAAGUCAUUAUCCAGGAUAUCUCCUGCCUGCUGCCCGUCCACAAAGCUCUGGGAGAGAGUUACAUCUCACAGUUCUCUGAUCUGCAGGUUUGGGCUUUGGCCUCCGCAGCCACCAAUCAAGACCUGAGUCCAGAUUCUGACCCGGACACAGAGACGCCCUGGGCCAGACAUCCGUUCGGACGCCAUCUGCUGGAGACGCUGCUGGAGCACUACAGCCAGAUGAGCGACGUCCAGACCCUGGGUAUGCUGUGCAGCGUGUUCAGGGCUCAGGCUCCGCCCCCUGACGGUUACUCUUUGCCUCCGUCACGCCUCCACUCCCGAUACCCCAGCUACACGUCCAGCUCCGUCACCUCCGGCUCCUGCUCCAGCGCCUCGGACUCCUGGAACACAGUCAGAGACCCCGAGCACCCCAACCCCUGGGGGGAGUCUUCUCCUGACGAUUAUCGCUAUGGCAACCAGGGCUACACGGACCCUCGGGAACGAGAGCGGGAGCUCCAUGACAUGAACAAGAGGCUGCUGGACCCGGCGUACACGCUGCAGUACGACGACUUCAAGAAGUGUUACGGCGAGAUCCUGUACCGCUGGGGUCUGAGAGACAAGCGGGCCGACGUGCUGAAGUUCACCUCCAGCCCCCCAGAACCUCACAAAGGCAUCGAGUUCGGGGUGUACUGCUGCCACUGCCGCAGCCAGGCCCGCGGGACCCAGUGCGCCGUCUGCAAGCGGCUGACCUUCCAGUGCGCCGUCUGCCACGUGGCGGUCCGAGGAUUGUCCAACUUCUGCCUGAGCUGCGGACACGGAGGUCACACCGCACACAUGAUGGACUGGUUCCGGCGCCGGGACGAGUGUCCGGCCGGCUGCGGCUGCCCCUGCCUGCUGCAGAGCACCUUCUAAGGCUCCGUCAGGACCGGCGGUCUGAAAGACCAGAACUACAGACGAUCGGGUUUCACCUUUAAUUCAUUCAGAUAGUGUCUUUUCCCCACAGUGGAUCAAAACUGACACCGUUUCCACAGUGAUGCUGGAUGAAAUUAUGCAAUAAAAUCUCACGUUGGACCCAGUUCACAGACUUAAAACCUUAGAAGAAGAAAUAAAGUUUUAUUCAUUAUCAGAAAGGCCUCAGUAUCAUCAGAGCUGCAUGAAGAUGCUUUAAAUCUAAUGAUUAAAAUAUUAAAACGAACAGAAUGAGGAUUACAGUCUAGGGGUAAACCGGAGAGAAGAGAGUUGCAUUAAUCAAUAUGGAUCAGAACAAAAACAGAAUGCAGGAAAAAAGGGACAAAGAUAAUGAUUUAUAGAUGAAGGAACGUUAAAUAGGUAAAGUUAUUGAUGUGGGAGGAUGACACCCAGACUCUUCACCUGAGGAAACAAAAAAAAAGACAACGGAACUGUCAGAUGGAAGACAGAAAAUGUCAGCCUUGGAAAAAAUCAUUUGGUUCCUACCAGGAGGAUCUCCGUUUAGUUCAAUUUAG
Molecule: messenger RNA, 3447 nt
Organism: Cyprinodon variegatus (sheepshead minnow)
Lineage: Eukaryota; Metazoa; Chordata; Actinopteri; Cyprinodontiformes; Cyprinodontidae
Gene: wdr59
Product: WD repeat domain 59
Exons: 26
Coding region: 14-2875 (953 amino acids)
Molecular function (GO): protein binding
Source: RefSeq, a predicted model, not a curated record